Molecule: messenger RNA, 3280 nt
Organism: Ahaetulla prasina
Lineage: Eukaryota; Metazoa; Chordata; Lepidosauria; Squamata; Colubridae
Gene: NOX1
Product: NADPH oxidase 1
Exons: 13
Coding region: 79-1770 (563 amino acids)
Biological process (GO): superoxide anion generation; defense response
Cellular component (GO): plasma membrane; NADPH oxidase complex
Molecular function (GO): superoxide-generating NAD(P)H oxidase activity
Source: RefSeq, a predicted model, not a curated record
GCGGGAUCAAAGCAACGUGAUCCCACUUCAGAGCCAGACAAGAAUUGGCCAAAAGCAACUGGUCUAUGAGAGUCCAGGAUGGGGAACUGGGCCGUCAACCACUGGUUUUCACUGCUGGUGAUCGCUGCUUGGAUAGCAUUGAAUAUAUACCUGUUUGUGACGUAUUUCCUGAUAUUUGAUAGAAGUGAACAGUACUAUUACACCAGACAGAUUCUUGGGUCUGCGCUGGCUUGGGCUCGGGCUUCGGCCAAGUGUCUGAACUUCAAUAGUCUGUUGAUCCUGUUGCCCGUUUGCCGGAAUCUCCUCUCCUUCGUAAGAGGCACCUGUCGGUGUUGCAGGCGCACCAUGAGACGGCAGCUGGAUCAUAACCUGGCCUUCCAUAAACUGGUGGCUUACAUGAUUGCUCUUCAUACAGCGAUUCACGUCAUUGCUCAUUUGUGCAACGUUGAGUGGUACAUCGAUGCUCAGCAGAAAACAGAUGAGAGCUUGCCUUUCAUCCUGUCCCACCUUCACAAGACGGAUGGUUUGUGGUUGAAUCCUAUCCACUCCAACUCGACAAUUCCUUUAUAUGUAGCGUUCACCACCAUUCCAGGCCUGACGGGUGUAAUCAUCACUUUGGCACUUAUUCUCAUGAUCACUUCUUCCAUGGAACAAAUCCGCAGGAGCUAUUUCGAAGUCUUCUGGUACACCCACCAUCUCUUUGUCAUCUAUUUUGCUGGCCUCGUCAUCCACGGGAUCGCAGGUCUUGUUCGUGGGCAAACGGCUGAAAGUCUGACGAAGAAUAACCCCAAGCGGUGUGCGCAUCACCCUACCCAGUGGGGCCGAAACAGCAGCCGUCACUCUUGUGAAGUGCCUGAGUUUGGAAGUAUUCCGGCUGAGUCCUGGAAGUGGGUGCUGGCACCUAUUAUUUUCUAUGCAUUUGAGCGAGCCCUGAGGAUUUGGCGUUCCUGCCAGAAGGUGGUUAUUACAAAGGUCAUCAUGCAUCCCUCAAGAGUCCUGGAAAUUCAGAUGUGCAAGGCAGGUUUCAGCAUGGAAAUCGGACAGUAUGUGUUCCUCAACUGCCCCACCAUCUCCUAUCUAGAGUGGCAUCCGUUCACUCUCACCUCUGCCCCAGAGGAAAACUUCUUCUCGGUCCACAUUCGGGGGGCAGGUGAUUGGACCGAGACCUUGAUUGACACCUUGCAGCAGCCAAACACAUCGAUGCCCAGGAUAAUGGUGGACGGUCCUUUUGGCACAGCCAGUGAAGAUGUCUUCCAGUAUGAGGUGGCCAUGCUGGUGGGAGCUGGAAUUGGGGUGACUCCCUUUGCUUCGGUACUGAAAUCCAUCUGGUACAAGUUCCAGCACGGUGUCCAGGAACUUCAAACCAGAAAGAUUUACUUCUACUGGGUUUGCCGAGAAACGGGAUCAUUUGCCUGGUUCAAGCACCUCCUUUCCUCCUUGGAGCAAGAGAUGGAGGGAUCUGGCAGAGCAGAUUUCCUGAGCUAUCAUCUCUACCUCACAGGCUGGAACAGAAGCAUGGUUGGCCAUGCGGCUCUCUAUUUUCAGAAGUCCACCGACAUGGUGACAGGCCUGAGGCAAAAAACCUCUUUUGGGAGACCCAUGUGGAAUAAUGAAUUUUCAGCAGUGGCGGCUGCACAUCCCAGGUCUGUUGUGGGUGUGUUCUUGUGUGGACCAGAGCAGCUGGCAAAAACUCUGAGAAAGUACUGCAGUCAGCACUCUAGUCUGGAUCCCAGAAAUGUCCAGUUUUAUUUCAACAAGGAGAACUUUUGAAAUACCAGGACCCAAGUCAGAAGGGGAAAACCAUUAAACGCCUCGCUAAAACGAAAUGAUGACUAUCAGACCAGAGUUUGCAACUUUUAACAAGCAACGGACACUUCUUUCAAUUUUGCAUAUUGCCAGGAUAAUUUUUUUCUAUUUUUUUUUAAAGUUUAAAUAGACAAAAUGUAAACUUAAAAAAAAACAAUGCUGGGAGCCUAUUAGCACUACUAAAUUGGCACACUGCACUGCCAUCUGACUAUAUUGAUAAAAGCCAAUCUUUUAGUGAAUUGUGAGUUCAGGAUCAACGUACAAGUUUUUUUUAAAUUGCUUUCUGGCAAAAAAGCGCAAACUUUUUUGUAUUGAUGACAGACAAUUUAGGGACAAAAAAAAAUGUUCAAAUAACUGAGCCUGGGAAAUGCUGUCCUUCCCAAAGCUGCAAGUAAAAAGAAUGGCACAUUCAAACCUUUGAUUCUUGCUUCCUCCGGCAAACGCCCAUCUCUUAUUUUGACCGCUGUAUACUAAAAUCUAUGCUGAUGUCACAUCUUCAAAGCUAUAAUCAACUCAAAUCUUCUAUUCAGCCAGAGUCAACAUUUCCCAGAUGUUGCCCUUAUUUUAUUUUAUUUUAUUUUUUGCAAGGGCUGCAGCCUGCAGACCAUAUUUGAGCAAUCACUUUGUGUGAAUGGAUUCCUCUUGUGGCGGGAAAUUGCAAGGGUGCGACAUGACAGGUGCAUAAACAGCAAUCAGAUCAGGAAUUAUUCCGAUGCUAAUGUUAAAUGUUAAGGGGUUGCAAUGUAUUCUGAGCAGGCUUUUGAAUGGCGCAGAGUCAGGAAAAUGGUUUCUCUGUAAUGUGCCCGUUUCCUGUGUUAGAAUGCUACAGCAGCUGAGCUAUCAUCUGAUUUGCUUACUGGUGGUUUAACUGCUGCUAGUUGGUAUGAACAGCCAAUUCUGAUUUCUUCGUUAAAUCAGGGCAAUGAAACUGCGCCGCAGAAUAGCCUUGGGCUAUUUUGAACACCUAGAUUUCAGCAGCUCUCUUCCAUCAAGAGCCGUGGUGGUGCAGUGGUUAAGAGUCCAGUAUUGCAGGCUGACUGCCUGUUGCCAGCAGCAGUUUGGCAGUUCAAAUCUCACCGGCUCCUUCCCUCCAAUAGCUAUUGCUAUAGUUAACUCUGUCCACCGGCAGCAGUUCAAUCCUGGCUGGCUCAAGGUUGACUCAGCCUUCCAUCCUUCCAAGGUGGGUAAAAUGAGGACCCAGCUUGUUGGGGGCAAUAGGCUGACUCUGUAAACCGCUUAGAGAGGGCUGUAAAAGCACUGUGAAGUGGUAUAUAAGUCUAAGUGCUAUUGCUAUUGCCUUUCCUUCUUUCCUUCUGUUAGAAUUCAAUAUUGCAGACUAAUUCUGUUGAAUGCCAGCAGUUCAAUCCUGAUGGGCUCAAGGUUGAAUCAAUCUUCCACCCUUCCGAGAUGGGUAAAAUGAGGACUCAGAUUAUUGGGGGCAAUAGGCUGACUCUGUAAACCGCUUAGAGAGGGC